AUGCCGCGAAUUGGACACAAAAAGUCCCGUAACGGUUGUUCCAACUGUAAACAGAGAAAGGUCAAGUGCGAUGAGAAUCGACCUUGUGGCGCAUGCGUCAGACUACAGAUCGAGUGUAGCCUGGCGCCAUCUUCAAUUCAAGAUGGCUCGCAAAUCCGCGCCUCUGCUCUAGAUGGCCACGGAGACGACUCGUCGACCAUCUCAUCCAAGAGCACCCCACCAGGAGGAGCCUCAUCGAAAACACCCCCGCCCUCUUUAGGGGCAGACUUCCCCGUCGGACCCGUGACCGAAAACGCCUACCCCUGGAUGAUGGAUCUCGGCUUGAUGAACCACUUCACCUCAGUAACCUCCGCAACCUUACCCGGUGCCAACCUUCACACCUGGCGCGAUAAGGUUCCGGCAGUGGCAGCGGACUCGCCCUACCUCAUGCAUCAGAUCCUCGCAGUCUCCGCCUUUCACCUCGCAACCAUGGAACCACUUGGAUCUUUCUUCACGCGAGCUCAUAUGCAGCAACAACAACAGCGUCAGGAGAAACUAUCUUUGGCGUUACAGCACCAACACCAUGCAAUUCGUGGAGUUCAGGCUGAGAUUUCGCACGUCACGCCUGCGAACUGCGACGCUCUCUUCGCUGCUUCGUCAUUACUCUUUAUUGGCGCCUUCGCUGCCUCUGGUCCAACGCUUCAUAGUCCCUUCCGGCAACUAGAAGUUGAUGACAUCUUGGAGGUCUUUACCCUCAUCCGCGGUGUCAGCAGUGUCAUGGCCUCGGCUAGGGAGAAUGUGCGACAUGGCAUAUUGAAGGACUUCAUGCAAUGCAAUCCGUAUCUAGGCGGCAACGAGUUACUAACAUUGCUGCAAGAGAACAUCUCGCGAAUCGAGUGUGGAUUGGAUCAGCAAAACGUUAGUCCGGAGAUUAAGAAUGUCAUCAGCGAGACAAUCUCGGGCUUCCGGGAUAGCAUUGAACGGGCAUCUUCUAUCACUCCCGAGUUGAACGUUGCCGUGUCUUGGCCCAUGGUUUUGCGUGAAAACUUCAUGGCCUUACUUGUUGUCAGAGACCCUGCGUCUUUAGUCAUUCUUGCGCAUUAUUGUACCGUCCUUCAUGCAGCGGGAUCUCAAUUUUGGUUCAUGAAAGCGUGGGGACGUCACCUGCUUGCCGCAAUAACUAGAUCUCUUCCGCCAAGUUGGCGCAAUGAGAUAAAGUGGCCAGAAGACUAUGUUAACCCAAGGCUAGCUAGUCAAAACGGAGAUAUCCCUCUGACGAGUGUUAAAUGA
Colletotrichum tamarilloi is the source of this 1269-nucleotide messenger RNA. Its product is annotated as C6 zinc finger domain-containing protein. Gene Ontology annotation, molecular function: DNA-binding transcription activator activity, RNA polymerase II-specific; zinc ion binding. The record is from RefSeq and is a predicted model, not a curated record. Bases 1 to 1269 code for a protein of 422 amino acids. Gene Ontology annotation, biological process: regulation of transcription by RNA polymerase II. The transcript has 2 exons. NCBI's taxonomy places the organism in Eukaryota, Fungi, Ascomycota, Sordariomycetes, Glomerellales, Glomerellaceae.